UCCAGUACUCGCAUUUAUUUUUUACUAUCUCCAUGAUUUACAUUUUUCUUAUAAGUCUUAUUUGGUCAAAUUCUUGAGCGCUGUGGACACUCGUGCUGCUCUUUUCUCGCAGAUUCAGCUUUCGGUGACACGUCUGCGUUCUGUGAACGUUUGGACGACAUAAAGACGAUUGGCCAGGCUUGUCUUUCUGCCCUUCAGCUGACAAAUCAGAAUGCAACUUUUUUCUGACCCGGGGUUACUAUACGAGUGGAACGCGGUGGAUGUGGAGGUUGACGGUCGACUGCAGCGCGGCCAUGUCGUCGGCAUGGAAGAGAACGGCAGCGUUCCGCCGCGUCUCAUCGUGGAUUUCUGGUGCCCGGCUCAGCGAUCGGUCGUGGUUGAGUACGGAAGAAUCAUCCAUGGCCGGCUGGAUCACGAUUGCAUCGCGAGCGUAGCGGCUGGCAUGGAGGUGCUGGUGCUGCUGCACGACUAUCCGGGUCGCCCUUGGAUAUGGUAUCCCGGCACAGUUCUCCACUCGUGGACGAACGGACGCCUACAAGUCUACGCUAUGGUGGAAGUAACGCGGGCCGAAUAUCGUUCUGCCGAAUUAGUUCCCUGCAGCCAGAUCCGGAGGUCGAUGACGCACGAAGCCUUCCAGCGCAAACUUGUUCGACCGCGGGAUUUUGUGAUGGGCACGUGCCGGGUGCCGGAAGGCUAUCGGACGGAAUGGGCUCGCAAUCCAUCUACAGCGGAGUCGCUACUGCGACAAGUGCAGAAUAAAUUUCGUGUAACGUUCUUCAGCAUUCGCAGCCGGACGAUGCACUAUGUCCGACGGAGCGGCACGGCUGCUGUGACGGAUAAAGCUGUGGCCGAAGCAUUCGAGCUUACAAGGCAGAAACGUGGCCGUAGAACAGUCUCACCCCGUAACGAGCAUGCCAUGGAAAGUGCGGAGGCUACGCAAACGCUGCCGUACGAGCCGCCAACCACGAAGCCGCCUAGUGUCGAUGAUAGCCAGUUGGCAUUGCCAUUGGAGUUGCUGAAAGAGGUUUUCCUGUCGCUGGACACCGUUGAUCGGCAGCGCUGCCGCCGCACCUGUCAACUGUGGGAGGCGCUUCUGACUUGUGCGGAUACAUGCAGCGAUAUCCGCCUGACACGACGCGAGUACGGUUUGUUCAACCCUAAUAACGGGUUGUAUCAGGACCACGGAUAUGAUUACGUGGUGUACGCGUGUCUCUUCAAGCACGCAACGGCCGCCACGCGCACCAUUAUCCACCGCGUUUAUUCAAAGCAUGUCAGAUAUGGUCCAACGCAUUGUGACACACGGGAAGAUUUGACCGAAGCCCACGACGCCAUAGUAUUGGCUGUAAGCAUUCUGGACCGCGCCGGUCUUCGCAUUCACCGCUGGAUAGAGUACGGGCGAUCACUGGUCAUCCCGAUGCGUCGGUAUGGCGGCUUUAACUGGCGUAGGUUUUGUGCUGAUCUGGUGGGGCUGAAUGCCCAGCUGGCGUCUCGCUGUGACCGUUUGAUAUGGGCCAAGUAUUCAUUGGACUGUCAGAACGAAGGUGAAGGGGUGUUUAUGCGAGUUCGCAUUCCCUGGGCUGUCUUCCCGCUGAACAGUAUCGAUGAGGCACAGAUGUGGGAUGUGUUCGAGAAGCAUUUGUGCGGGGAAAGCCGGUUCGAUGCGCAGUGCAUUGCCCGCUUUAUAGCCGGUUCGAGUAAUAGCCGUGCGAGAGCCAAAGAAGUGAAACGAAUUCUGGAGGUUUAUCAAGCCUGUGACCCGCGAGCGUCCGCGCAUUAUCGCGGACACAAGUGGACGUUGUCUACUGUGCCAGCAGUGGACGUGCGCCAGCUGAACAAAUUCUGCCUGCUGGCCCUGUUAGACUACAUGAAUUGCUAUGAAGUGUUUGGAAGCGAAGAUUCCAGCGAGUAUGGAUACAGCUCCAGCGACCGCACCGAAGACGAUUAGCCAAUAACCUGCUGAGCAAGUUUAGUCUGUAUUUUCGUUGUUAACCGUGCUAAUUACGCAAUAGCACUACACCGGCAGAAUCGUUCUUGGCGCCGGUAUACUUUUGAUUCUUUGUGUUCGCUUUAGUUUUUGGAGUACAAAAUGCAAUAACCUUUACACAACGUUGACUGUUUGCAGCGCAUAAUUUUGCUUUUAACACCAGUGUUUACUCGUAGUUGCGCGCAUUUUUGUUUUUGUUUUGUUGGCUUUAUGACGAAAUUUCCGACGGAACGGGCGGCGACGAAAUAUAUAACU
Paramacrobiotus metropolitanus is the source of this 2239-nucleotide messenger RNA. RefSeq lists its product as uncharacterized. NCBI's taxonomy places the organism in Eukaryota, Metazoa, Tardigrada, Eutardigrada, Parachela, Macrobiotidae. The record is from RefSeq and is a predicted model, not a curated record. Gene Ontology annotation, molecular function: protein binding. Bases 212 to 1945 code for a protein of 577 amino acids. The transcript is spliced from 4 exons.